ACCGGAAUUUCUUUUCCAGUACGAGAAGCCUUGCUGGGGUAAUCAAUACACAGUGUAGGCCUCAUCACACGGCCAACACAGCCGCUGAACAGCAAACAGCCAUGUGACACCAUCACAACUGUGGAGCCAGUGAAGCAUGGUUUGUAUCAGCCUCAGUAUUGGACUACUGGCAGGCAAUGGUUGAUGAGAGCGGUUGAGUUACUUGUAUAUGUCGUUUGUACAUUUGUACCACGGAAGGGAAAAAGGACUACGAAGCCAAGCUUACGAUGGAAUCAGGGCAGACAGAAACAUCAGUGUGACAUCCUCCCUUUGUAAGAUGACCGUUCAACAAAACAUAUCCUAUUGAUACUUUGAUAAACUCAGCUUUGAACUUCUGACAAGAUCGAGGACUUAUUCAGAUGGGUGAAAAUUACGGCUUUAAAAAGAUCAGUGUGACAUCCUCCCUUUGUGAGAUGACCGUUCAACAAAACAUAUCCAUGGCGGAGAUUAACUUCUCCUUGUGUCAAGGGAACUCUUCAAGGGAAGAGUACGACCAUCUGAUCAGAGUAUCCGACUACAUAAAACAAAUCUACAUCUGGGUUGUGUUUGCCUUUGGUUUCCCUGGCAACAUCAUCAGCGCUAUUGUGGUCACCAGGAUGUGUCAGCAACGUCUUACAACGUCGUUGUUUUACGUCGGUUUGCUCGCCGUGGUGGACAACGUCGCUAUUGUUCUGAAGCUCGUGGAGAACCAGUCCCAGAACAGGAGACUCGCCAUGGACGACACCAGCUGUAGAGGACUGUUCUUCCUGGGGCUUAUUUUCUCCACCUACGCCAACUGGAUACUGACCACCCUGGCAAUAGAGAGAUUCUUCGCUGUCAGGUACCCGUUCAAGAUGGCGGUGUUGUGGACUGUGAGGAAAGGCCUGGUGAUUAUUUCGUGUGUGUUUGUGCUGCUGUGUCUGAUCCACCUGCAUCUGUUGUGGACAGUCAUUCACUAUGAAGGAUACACGUGUACGCUGACACUAGAAGGGCCAUCGUUUAAGGCCUGGUUCUAUGUCGGGUCCUUCCUGUACGCCAUCCUGCCGGCUUCCUGCCUCUCCAUCUGCAACAUCCUCAUCAUCAUCUACGUCAGGAGGUCUGCCACCAGACGGCGGGCUCUGUCGGAGAACCACUCGACUACUGUGGCCACGAGAAGAAUCGAGGCACAGCUUACAGCUGUCUUAGUGACUGUGGCUGUGGUAUUUGUCAUUCUGUCGAUUCCUAGAUGCGUUUUCACGGUCGCAUAUGCGUACUGGAAUCCAACCAGUUGUUCUAUAGGUGAGGCGAGAAAAUAUUUCUUCGACGUCCUGACCAGCAACAUCGCCGACACCAACCACGCCGUUAACUUCUACCUGUACUUCCUAGCUGGGAGGAGAUUCAGACAUGCCUAUUUCUCGACUAUCCGGGAAGUCUCGUCCCGGAAAAGAACUCCACCCAACACAGACAGUGAUAGGACGAGAUAGGAUAAUGGUCCUUUUCUGACCCACUGGAAAAGUCAAAUUUUAAAUUUACGGAACACUUUUAUAUUGAUACUUUGAUAAACUAAGCUUUGAACUUCUGACAAGAUCGAGGACUUAUUCAGAUUGGUGAAAAUAACGGCUUUAAAAAGGUCAAGGAAUAAAACAAACGAUAAAUCAGAAUGUUGGCGAAGAUGAUUUUCUUUUAUUUAACAUGUAUGUUUUUACAGUCUUUAUCUACCUCUCCUAAAAAAUCAGCGCUGGUCAAGGACUGGCACAUGUUGAGAUACUAGAGAAAGGCUUUCUUUAAGCCUAAAAAAUCAGCAGUUUUAAUACAUUUUAGCCUUACAUCAACAUCCAAAUUUGUUACUAUUCUGUAACUAAGUGAUGAUAUGUACAGUCAAAUUAAAAGAAACAAGUUCUGAAAGAUAUACUAAUUCCAUAACUUAUGCAGACCAUGUGGGUUAAAAAGGGCCCUUGUCAUACUUUGUCCUUUGAAAUGACCAAACUUUGUUUUAUAUAAUCAUAAAGAAAUGAACUAAUUAAAUCAAAGCUGUUUCAACGUUGGUUCAAUAAAAUAUCGUGCAACCUCGA
Haliotis rufescens (red abalone) is the source of this 2069-nucleotide messenger RNA. RefSeq names its product cysteinyl leukotriene receptor 2-like. Gene Ontology annotation, biological process: G protein-coupled receptor signaling pathway. Lineage: Eukaryota; Metazoa; Mollusca; Gastropoda; Lepetellida; Haliotidae. The record is from RefSeq and is a predicted model, not a curated record. Gene Ontology annotation, cellular component: plasma membrane. The transcript is spliced from 3 exons. The coding region runs from base 399 to 1481 and encodes 360 amino acids. Gene Ontology annotation, molecular function: G protein-coupled receptor activity.